This is a messenger RNA of Penicillium cosmopolitanum, 1665 nucleotides long. Its product is annotated as splicing factor u2af large subunit. Gene Ontology annotation, cellular component: nuclear speck; commitment complex; U2AF complex. Bases 1 to 1665 code for a protein of 554 amino acids. Gene Ontology annotation, biological process: mRNA processing. Lineage: Eukaryota; Fungi; Ascomycota; Eurotiomycetes; Eurotiales; Aspergillaceae. Gene Ontology annotation, molecular function: poly-pyrimidine tract binding; pre-mRNA 3'-splice site binding. The record is from RefSeq and is a predicted model, not a curated record. The transcript is spliced from 2 exons.
AUGACUGCAACUAACUUAAUUCAGCGCGACGAGCGACGUGAUAGAGACCGAGGUGACCGGGGAGACCGCAGUGAGCGACCAGAGAGAGGAGAGCGCCGGCGCUCGCGUUCGCCUCACCACGGCUCCCGAGGGGGCUCGCGCCGCGAACACGAAGCCAACUCCUACUCAUCCAGCCGCGACUACCGUGCCCGUGAGCGCGAAGACCGCUACUCCGGCAGACGCGAAGAGCGUGACUGGGACCGAGGCGAUCGCGGUGACAGAGCUGAGCGUGGCGGUGGCGGUGGUGGUGAUCGCCGACGACGUGACUUCGAUGACAGACCCCGACGAGACUUGUUUGAGGAUCGACCCCGACGUGGUGGCGGUGAUCGAGACCGUGGUGGCCGGGACCGCGGCGAUCGCGGCGGUGGUGACAGAAGAGAGCAACCAAAGAGGAGCCCUUCACCUCCGCGGAAGAAGGAGCCAACCCCCGAUUUGACCGACGUCCCUUCCAUCCUGGAUCGCAAGCGUCGUCUUACUCAAUGGGAUAUCAAGCCCCCCGGCUAUGAAAAUGUCACCGCCGAGCAGGCGAAAUUGUCCGGCAUGUUCCCUCUGCCCGGAGCUCCUCGACAGCAGCCCAUGGACCCUUCUCGCCUCCAGGCUUUCAUGAACCAGCCUGAAGGGGAAUCCACAGAGUCCACAGCCCUCAAGCCAUCCAACUCCCGCCAAUCCAAGCGUCUCUUCGUCUAUAAUAUCCCCCAGAACUCUACAGGAGAUUCUGUCGUGUCUUUCUUCAACCUUCAGCUGAACGGCCUCAAUGUCAUUCACAGCGUCGAUCCUUGUAUCUCCGCCCAAGUUGCCGAUGACAAGUCGUUCGCCCUUUUGGAAUUCAAGACUCCCAACGAUGCAACCGUUGCGUUGGCCUUUGAUGGAAUCACCAUGGCUGACGGUGGUGAGAAGGGACUUGAGGUCCGCCGACCCAAGGAUUACAUCGUUCCCGGUGGAAGUGGAGAGCAGGAGUACCAAGAAGGUGUGCUUCUGAACGAGGUGCCAGACUCGCCCAACAAAAUUUGCGUUUCCAACAUCCCGCCUUUCAUCCCAGAGGAGGCCGUCACCAUGCUGCUCAAGUCUUUUGGUGAACUCAAGUCAUUUAUCUUGGUGAAGGAUGCCUCGACGGAAGAGUCACGCGGUAUCGCAUUCUGCGAGUAUGUCGAGCCCACAUCUACUCCCAUCGCCGUUGAGGGUUUGAACGGUAUGGAACUGGGCGAUCGCCACCUGAAGGUAUCCCACGCCAGUAUCGGAACCACCCAAGCCGUUGGCCUGGACAUGGGCGUCAACGCCAUGUCGAUGUUCGCCAAGACCACCUCCCAGGACAUGGAGACGGGUCGUGUUCUGCAGUUGCUGAACAUGGUCACCGUGGACGAGCUUCUUGACGACGACGACUACGAGGAGAUCCUCGAGGAUGUUGGCGAAGAGUGCUCUAAGUAUGGCAAGGUCCUGAGCUUGAAGGUUCCGCGUCCCAGCGGUGGAAGCCGCCAGACCUCUGGCGUGGGCAAGAUCUAUGUUAAGUUCGAUACCGAGCAAUCGGCCACUAGCGCCCUCAAGGCUCUCGCUGGCCGGAAGUUCUCGGACCGCACCGUUGUCGUCUCCUACUUCGGAGAAGAGAACUUCGAUGUGGACGCCUGGUAA